UGUAAAGUAAACAAAGAGAAAAUGGAUAGGGUAGAUUCAUCCACUAGUGAGCUAUGCAAACAAAAACAAGAAAUAAUUAGCGAGGUGAAGAAAGUGACAACUAUAAGCCAAGAGAAAGCACAAAGUGGUGUGGGUGUAUCGUAUGCCAAUGCAUUGAAAGGUAUUCCUCCUAUAAUUGUCAGGCCGAAAAACAAACAAGCGGCUGAGAAGACUAGGGUGGACCUUAAUAAGAUCGAUGCAUCUGAUAUGAAAAUUGAUAGAGUGUCAAAUAAGAAUAACGGGGCAGUGGUUAUAAACGCAAAUAGCGUUUCAGAUAAGGACAGAAUAAAAUCUGCUCUAGCAGACAACUUAAAUAAAGAAGUGUACGACAUCACCGAACCCAAAGUUAAUACGCCUAAAAUUUUGUUAGCGCACAUAAACGCUGAAUAUUCUGAGACGGAGAUAAUAAAUAAGAUAAAAGCUCAGAAUAGCUAUUUAAAUGAUGCGAGUUUGAAAUGUGUAAAAAUAUUUAAGUCCAGGCGCAGUGGUGAGGCAUUUCCUUCAUUCAGUGCAAUAAUAGAAAUUGAGCACAAAUUCUUCCUGCAGGUAUUGGAGUCAAAGAGACUUAGUAUUGGGUGGGAUCGAUGCCCCGUCUAUGAUGGGCAAACCGUGAGAAGGUGCUACAAGUGUCUGGGCUUCAACCAUAGCUCUAACAGCUGUAACAAAAAGCUUAGGUGUAGCAAAUGCAUGGGAGAGCACAAGUCUGAAAGUUGCACUGACAGUAGCCAAAAAGAAGUUUGUGGAAAUUGUUGUGAUGCUGUUAAAGAGUUAGGGCUAAACCUGGAUGUAGCGCACAACGCAUUUAGUCGUGAAUGUCCUGUCUAUAUUAGGAAACUGAAACUAGAGAAACAAAGAGUAGGAUGUUAGCAAUUAGGUGUAAUGGAAAAGCGUAACAGUUACUUAAAAUGCGUGUAUCUUAAUAUAAAUAGUAUAAUAGCCAAUAAAGCCGAGCUUGAAAGGCUUCUUGAGACUGUUGAUCCGGAUAUAGUUUUAUGCUCCGAAACAUGUACAACAGAGGAAAUAAACGACUCCGAAAUCAAGUUUCCAACUUAUCAGUUUAUUAGAUGCGACUCGUAUAGUAGACACACUGGCGGGGUAAUUGUAAUUUUGAGAGACACAAUAGACUUU
Rhagoletis zephyria (snowberry fruit fly) is the source of this 1167-nucleotide messenger RNA. Its product is annotated as nucleic-acid-binding protein from mobile element jockey-like. The record is from RefSeq and is a predicted model, not a curated record. Lineage: Eukaryota; Metazoa; Arthropoda; Insecta; Diptera; Tephritidae.